Molecule: messenger RNA, 8318 nt
Organism: Hipposideros armiger (great roundleaf bat)
Lineage: Eukaryota; Metazoa; Chordata; Mammalia; Chiroptera; Hipposideridae
Gene: SHPRH
Product: SNF2 histone linker PHD RING helicase
Exons: 28
Coding region: 57-4820 (1587 amino acids)
Biological process (GO): nucleosome assembly; DNA damage response; protein polyubiquitination
Cellular component (GO): nucleosome; nucleus
Molecular function (GO): DNA binding; ATP binding; ubiquitin protein ligase activity
Source: RefSeq, a predicted model, not a curated record
CUACUGUUGGCAUUUGUCUUCUAGAGUUCACAUUUACCAUCCAAGAAAACGUGAAAAUGAGCAGCCGACGGAAACGUGCUCCUCCAGUGAAAGUAGAUGAAGAAAAGCAACAGCAGCUUCGUUGGAAUAUGCAUGAGGAUAGAAGGAAUGAACCUCUCACUUUAACUGAUGACGAGUAUCCCUAUCCAGGUUCAGAUUCCUCCUCUGCUCACUGCAUCAUCUUAGAUGAUGUAAAGGAAGAAGUGGCUCACAGAGAUAAAAAGAGAUGUUUGGAGGAGGUGAGCGUCUCAAAAUCAAUUGAUAAAGAAGAGACUGGUAACAGCUUUUCCCCUUUGUCUGUAAAGCUGAAUAUUGUGAUCUCUCCCCAUCACUUUGAUAAUUCUUGGAAAGCAUUUCUAGGAGAAUUAACUCUUCAGCUUCUUCCUGAACAGAGUUUAACUGAAAAUUUUUCUGAAAGGAGUUUUACAUUGAUGAGUUCAGAAUCAAGCAACCAGUUCCUGAUCUGCGUUCAUUCAGAAUGCAUAGAUGUAGAGAAACAGGAAAAAGGACUCCGCAAGCCAAUCAGUAUUUGUGACAAGAGCAUUCGAGUGGAAUCAUCCUUCAGUGGUGAAAUGUUAGAAGAUUUGGGGUGGCUGCAAAAGAAGAGAAGAAUAAAACUUUACCAAAAACCAGAAGGAAGCCACAUUAUCAAGGUUGGAAUUUAUCUUUUGGAAGAUGGCCUAGCAAAACUAGACUUUUUCAGUGAGGCAAAUUCAAGAAUGAAAAAGUUCAAUCAGCUCAUGAAGAGAGUGAUGGAAAAGUUAUACAAUUUUAUCCCAGACCCAUAUAAAAGCAUCAUCCGUGAGUACCCAAGUGCUGGGCCACAGUUGCUCGGUGGAAUCCUAGCAGAUGAGAUGGGUCUCGGAAAGACAGUGGAGGUCUUGGCUCUGAUCCUGACACAUACUCGACAAGAUGUCAAACAAGAUGCUUUGACUCUUCCUGAGGGAAAAGUGGUGAAUUAUGUCAUUCCAUCACAUUCUGGAGGAAAAGUAAAAAACACAGCAACCCAGAAUUUGGAAAUUGAACCAAAAGAAAAAAUUCAGUGCCCCCCUACACGUGUGAUGAUCCUGACAGCUGUGAAAGAAAUGAAUGGAAAAAAAGGAGUUUCCAUCCUUUCCAUCUAUAAGUAUGUCAGUUCUAUAUAUAGAUAUGAUGUCCAGCGGAACAAGAGUCUUCUGAAACGGAUGCUGAAAUGUUUAAUUUUUGAAGGUCUUGUGAAACAGAUCAAAGGCCAUGGUUUUUCUGGGACUUUUACAUUGGGGAAGAAUUACAAGGAAGAGGAUAUACAUGAUAAAACAAAAAAGCAGGCAGUGUGGAGUCCAAGGAAAAUUCAGAAAGAAUCCAGAAAAUCAGGGAGCAAAGACACAGAUUCUGAAUACUUGCCAUCAAACACCUCUGGUGAUGACAACGAUCCUUACUAUUAUUACUACAAGGCCGGGAGAAAUCGUAGUAAAAUUAGGAAAAAGCCUGGUCCGUCCACAGAAAGGGGCAAAAGUCAGCCUAACCUCGAUCUCAGUUCAGAAGAUCACUGCCCAGCUGCCAAUGACUCUGGAAUUACUGAUGUUACCACAUCUGAAAGUACGUGUGUCCUUGAAGUCAAGCAGGAACAGGCAGCAGAGAACCAAGCUGAGUCUCUAAACCCCGCUGGUGCUGAUGUGCCGCAUUCUAACAUUGUGAGUCCCUGCAACUCCUCUGACUAUCGCUUUGAGUGCAUAUGUGGUGAACUUGACCAGAUGGACCUUAAGCCUCGUGUUCAGUGCCUGAAAUGCCACCUGUGGCAACACGCAGAAUGUGUGAAUUACGAAGAGAAGAACCUGAAGAUUAAGCCUUUUUACUGCCCCCACUGCCUUGUUGCAAUGGAACCAGUGUCAACAAGAGCAACUCUGAUCAUCUCGCCAAGCUCCAUCUGUCAUCAGUGGGUGGACGAAAUCAACAGGCAUGUGAGGUCGUCGUCUCUUCGCGUGUUGGUAUAUCAAGGAGUGAAGAAAGAUGGCUUUUUGCAGCCUCACUUUUUGGCAGAACAGGAUAUAGUCAUUAUCACCUACGACGUCCUCCGCUCAGAGCUGAACUACGUGGAUAUCCCGCACAGCAACAGUGAGGAUGGGCGCCGCCUGCGCAACCGGAAGCGCUACAUGGCCAUCCCCAGCCCCCUGGUGGCCGUGGAGUGGUGGCGGAUCUGCCUGGAUGAGGCCCAGAUGGUCGAAUGUCCUGCGGUGAAGGCUGCAGAAAUGGCUCAGCGCUUGAGUGGGAUUAACCGCUGGUGCAUCAGUGGCACUCCAGUACAGAGAGGAUUGGAGGAUCUUUUUGGGUUAGUGGUCUUUCUGGGUGUUGAACCUUACUGUGUCAAACACUGGUGGGUUCGACUCCUCUAUCGCCCUUACUGCAAGAGGAACCCUCAGCACCUGUACAGCUUCAUUGCCAAGGUUCUAUGGAGGUCGGCAAAGAAAGACGUGAUCGACCAAAUCCAGAUACCUCCUCAGACAGAAGAAACCCACUGGCUACACUUUUCUCCAGUGGAAAGACAUUUUUAUCACCGCCAACAUGAGGUGUGCUGCCAGGACGCAGUAGUAAAACUCAGGAAGAUUUCCGACUGGGCUCUGAAGCUCAGCAGCCUGGACAGACGGACUGUCACCUCCAUCCUGUACCCACUGCUGAGGCUCAGGCAGGCCUGCUGCCACCCACAGGCCGUUCGCGGGGAGUUCUUGCCACUCCAAAAAAGCACCAUGACAAUGGAGGAGCUGCUGACAUCGCUGCAGAAGAAAUGUGGAACUGAAUGUGAAGAAGCUCAUCGGCAACUAGUUUGUGCCCUCAAUGGCUUAGCAGGCAUCCACAUCAUUAAAGAUGAAUACUCAUUGGCAGCAGAACUGUACAGAGAAGUGCUGCGUUCAUCUGAGGAACAUAAAGGAAAACUCAAAACCGAUUCACUCCAAAGACUUCAUGCUACCCAUAACUUGAUGGAAUUGUUGGCAGCCAAGCACCAAGGGAUACCUCCUACCUUGCGAGAUGGCAGGCUUAAGGAAGAGGCCAAACAGCUGCGAGAGCAUUAUAUGACCAAGUGUAACACAGAAGUUGCAGAAGCCCAGCAAGCCUUGCUUCCUGUGCAGCAGACCAUACGUGAGCUCCAAAGAAAGAUUCAUUCUAAUUCUCCUUGGUGGCUAAAUGUGAUCCACAGAGCAAUAGAAUUUGCUAUUGAAGAGGAGCUCGUUCAACGAGUGCGAAAUGAAAUAACCAGCAACUACAAGCAACAAACUUGCAAACUUUCUAUGUCAGAGAAAUUCCAUGACUGCAGAGGUCUUCAGUUCUUACUUACAACACAGAUGGAUGAGCUAACUAAAUUCCAGAAGCUAGUGAGAGAGGCUGUGAAAAACCUGGAGGCUCCUCCAUCUCGUGAUGUUAUUGAGUCUGCAACAAUCUGUCACCUCCGACCAACCAGACUUCCUCUCAACUGCUGUGUCUUUUGUAAGGCUGAUGAAUUGUUCACAGAGUAUGAAUCGAAGCUAUUUUCUUACACAGUCAAAGCCCAGACUGCAAUAUUUGAGGAGAUGAUAGAAGAUGAAGAAGGACUGGUGGAUGAUCGAAUGCCUACCACCAACCGGGGUCUCUGGGCUAUCAGUGAGACAGAGCGAUCUAUGAAAGCUCUACUAUCAUUUGCAAAAUCACAUAGAUUUGAUGUUGAAUUCAUUGAUGAAGGAAGUGCUUCAAUGGAUCUCUUUGAAGCUUGGAAGAAGGAAUACAAGUUGCUUCAUGAAUAUUGGAUGGCUCUGAGGAAUCGUGUAUCUGCUAUUGAUGAACUUGCAAUGGCUACAGAACGACUAAGAGUCCGUCAUCCUAAGGAGCCAAAGCCCAGUCCUCCCGUUCUUCACAUCAUUGAACCACAUGAGGUAGAACGAAAUCGGAUAAAGCUACUAAAUGAUAAAGCUGUUGCUACAUCACAGCUUAAGAAAAAACUUGGGCAGCUUCUUUACCUAACUAACUUGGAGAAGUCUCAAGACAAAACGUCAGGAGGUAUUAAUCCAGAGCCUUGUCCAAUCUGUGCUCGGCAGCUGGGAAAACAGUGGGCAGUCCUGACCUGUGGGCACUGUUUCUGUAAUGAAUGCAUUUCAAUUAUUAUCGAACAGUACAGCGUGGGGUCUCACAGAAGCUCCAUUAAGUGUGCCAUUUGCCGCCAGAACACGUCUCACAAAGAAAUCUCGUAUGUCUUCACCUCAGAGAAAGCCAGCCAGGAAGAGGACAUCCCUGUGAAGGGCAGCCAUUCUACCAAAGUGGAAGCUGUGGUCAGAACUCUGAUGAGAAUCCAGUCUAGAGAUCCAGGGGCUAAAGCACUCGUUUUUUCAACGUGGCAAGAUGUAUUAGAUAUUAUUUCAAAAGCUCUCACUGACAACAACAUGAAAUUUGCACAGAUCAGUCGUGUCAAGACAUUUCAGGAGAAUCUUUCAGCAUUUAAACAUGAUCCCCAAAUCAAUAUUUUGCUGCUGCCCUUACACACCGGUUCUAAUGGAUUAACUAUCAUUGAAGCAACGCAUGUUCUCUUGGUGGAGCCCAUACUGAACCCUGCCCAUGAGCUCCAGGCCAUAGGAAGGGUGCACCGAAUUGGACAAACAAAACCUACUAUUGUACACAGAUUCUUAAUUAAAGCAACCAUAGAAGAAAGAAUGCAAGCAAUGCUGAAAACUGCUGAGAGGAGUCACACAAACUCGUCAGGGAAGCAUUCGGAGGCCUCCGUCUUGACCGUGGCUGACCUGGCAGACCUAUUUACCAAAGAAACUGAAGAGCUUGAAUGAAGUCCGCUUGAUUCAGUCUGCAAACUUUAAUGUAUUUUAAAACUUUCACAGCUUGUAGAGCAAAGUUAUAAGUAAAAUAUCCAGUAGAUGUCAGUACAGACUAUUCUUAGUGGAAUGAAUUGAUUCUUUUUUUAGUUGUACAGUGUCUUAGUAGAUAUUGAGUCCUUUUCAAUAAACUGUUUCCAGAAGAUCUAUAAAGAUUUUUAAUUUUUCACUCCUAAUAAAACAUUUAUUUUUGUUCCAAAGAUUAUCUAUGUCAGAGGGAAUUAAGAGCGGUAGUGUGUACUUUUCUUUUGAUAAGUUCCGUCUUAAAAAGAGUUGGAAUAAGAGAGAAAGUAAGCUUGCCUGGUUUUCUAUGACCUGGUCUAUUCAACCAACAUGAAUCUCAUUUUUGGAAUGGCCUUCAGUAUUUUUAGCACAUGAGUCACCAAUUCUUGUUAGUAAUACUUUAAGUAGAUGGUGAAUUACAUUAACUCCUAGUUAUUUGAGUAGAUUUAUACUGUAACUCCAUACAUAGUAACUCUACAGUAAUACAACUAACAAUAAGCUAAUAUUAGACACUUUUUCUUUUCUCUGUAUCUUGCUACAAAAAAGCGAAACGCUGAUCACUUCAUGUUUGUAUUACAUGUUAAGUUGAUUCGGUGCAAGGAGUUAACUUUAAAUUGCAUUUUUAAGUAUAUUAAUGUUUACCUUAAAAUGAUCUAAACUACUUGCUCUACUUUUAAUUUUUUGUAUUUAAUUUUUUUACAUAUUUUAAGAUUGAUGUAUCUGUAAAUAUUGCAAUUUUUGUAAUUUUAGUUCUUAUCAUUUUAACAUGGAAACAUGGCAGGCUUUUUUUUUAAUCAUUAUUCUACUGUUGUCUUCUUUCUUUUCCUUCCCCAUGUUCUUACGUAACUAGACUUUUAACCACUAAUAUCUAAAUUUAUGAUAGGGUUUGUUAUUUUCUUCCACUAGUACUCCUCUCAACUAGUAUUUUAUCUUUGGAGCAAGGGAAUGUCAUAUUUACAUAAACAAAUAAUUGCAAGUGAUCACCACCUAGUGUUUCUUCUUCUGUGAAGAAUUAAUGGACUUUGACAUUUCUAAGGAGGAGCUUAUUGUAUCCUAGCUGUUUGAUGCAAUACAAAUGUUCUUGUUUUGUUCUGUUUUCUUUGAGCCUUCAAAGUUUUAAAUGACCCUCAGGACUUAUUAGCUUCUUCUUAGCUACCCAGAAAACUGUAAUAGAAACAUCCCCUGGAUCACAUUUGUCCGAGAGGCUUUGGUGCUUAGUUCAGGUGCAUUUUCCUAUUCUAGGUUGGACAUAAUUCAACUGAAGAAAACACACACACGUUUUUGGUGCUUAUUCUUCAGUUAAAGGAGAUAACGCAUUAAUUCUUUUAUAUGAAAUAAAACAGAACUAUUAGUUUUGUAGCUCUUUAACACUAUAAAGAGCUUUCCUGUACAUUCACAUGUUUAAUUUGCCCAACAGUCCUGUGAAGUUGAUGUAAUCAAUAUUAUUCCUGUUUUAAACGUAGAGAACUGAGGUUCAGAACUAUUGAGAAACAUGCCUAUGACAUGUAGCAAGGUAAACAGUGGAACUCAGGUCCCCUGACUCCAAAUUUCAUGUUCUUUCUCUAACUCAUCUGUCCUACUGAGAUUCAGAAGGUCUGUGGUUAUAAUUUCAUAUUUCAGUAUUUCUGUUUGUUUCUUAGUAUUCCUUUCUGAGCUAAAGCGUUAGGGAAAACAAUUUGAUAUGCUUCAAUUUUGUAAAAAACAACAACAACAACAACAACAACAAAAAUAUAUAUAUAUAUAUAAAUAUAUAUAUAAAUAUACCUAUCUGUAUUAGAGGAAAAACUGCUCUUAUUUAUUUCUGUAAGAUAUCAUCAAUUAAAUAAAUAUUUUAGUGGAAGUUGAAAUUUGGGGAUUUAUUUAAUUUCUGAUCCAUAGGAUAUACGAUGUGGGUUUUUUUGGUUUUUGUUUGUCUGCUUUGGUCUCUCAACAAAAGAUGUCAAAAUCGUUUAUACUACAAAAUCCCAUAUUUUAUAGGCACUUGUUAUUUCUUCAAAACAGUUGAGGCAGUUCUUCCACAUAAUUGUUCCAAACAUACAGAUGUAACCCCCACAUUUUCUUGGCUGCAAACAAAGAACUUUUUUGUUUCCUUCUUCCAUCAUUUUAUAUUCUCGGAAAUAUCACUGUGCUUAUAAACCGUUGUUCUCAGAUGGGUGCUGUACUGAUGAAACAGUGAGAAAAAAAUGAGGUAGUUCCAGUCCUUAGAGAGCGGAAAUGUGUUUGGACGAGAGGAAGCAUUCUCUGUUCAGUGAUUCAGCUGACCUCAUAGGACUGAAAGGACUUAUUUAUAGACAGUGUAAAAUACCUGUACCGAAUUCCAGAAUCUUUUGCUUCAAACCCAGGCAGCUUUACUGUUUAUUGUCAUUUCAGCAUUUCUCUUUGUGUGUGCUCUUGGCAGAAGAUCCAAACAUUUGAUUUUAGGGAUUGGUCCCUUUCGUAUCACAUUAAUAACAACAAACUAAAAACUCUUGAAAUGAUAAAUUCAACAUGUAAACCACAAAUACUUUACAAAUAAUUAUUAAACCUAAAUAGUUAUCAAAAUAUUUAAGAACUGAAUUUAGCAAUGCAAGAUUAAUCAUUGCCUCAAGCUACCCUUUCAGGUGGACAGAGGAAGAAAUGGUGGUUUUUAAAUCUCCUCCUGCUUUUAUUUACUAGUUCUCCCAAGAUAUAGUGUGCUAGAGUUCUUUAUAUUUAUUAAACCACAGGAUAACCUUUGAGAAAUGUAAAAAUCACCUAUGCGGAGUGACCUUAGGUUUAGGUAAAUUGAAUAAAAAGCACUUUUCAUUUUUUCUAGAAUUUAAACAAAAUCUCAUAAUAAUAUGCCAUUUCAUAAUUUUUAACUGGCAUGGCAAUAUAAAAAUGAAACAUUAUGAAAAGAGUACAGUACAAGCAAUACACUUUAAGCCUGGCUGCUCUGAUAAAGGAAAUCUAAUCUUCAAUAAUGUUUCUUCAAAGUAGGAUCCAUUAACUGUGUUUUAUAAAAUUGUGUCAAAUGUCCGAGAAUCGCCAUGGACCCCCUGUUACAUUGUGCAGCCACAUGACUGCUAUGAUGUGUAGCACAGAAUACUGAACCACUUACAAGCCUCCCUUUAGAGGGAGACUAUGAGUAAGUGAUGACCUCAGAGGGGAUUCAAGUAUUACGACAGGCCUGUGGUGUUAACCGUUAUAGAGCAGAUAGUAUCACAUACAGAAAGCAGCAGGAGAACAUGACAGGGACAAAAGUUGCCAAAUCUAGCCUUCCCUUGCCUUCAGUCAGUGUUUCAGGGACUGACUCUGUAUCUUGUCUUUGAAGGUCCCACACCCUCCCUUGGAUCCUACUUCAUUAUUUAAUAUCAGUGACUCUCAAGACAUGUUCACUGAAACUCUCAAGACAUGUUAUAUUGAAACCAAAUCUUUUGUACUGCAGCUUUUGCUUUUUUCUUGCAACAAAGAAAUAAAAUUUAACCUCCA